Molecule: messenger RNA, 4317 nt
Organism: Mus pahari (shrew mouse)
Lineage: Eukaryota; Metazoa; Chordata; Mammalia; Rodentia; Muridae
Gene: Wasl
Product: WASP like actin nucleation promoting factor
Exons: 11
Coding region: 369-1874 (501 amino acids)
Biological process (GO): actin filament organization
Cellular component (GO): cytoplasm; endoplasmic reticulum membrane; nucleus
Molecular function (GO): microtubule binding; actin binding
Source: RefSeq, a predicted model, not a curated record
CCGCCCCCGCUGCCAUGUUGGAUUGUGCGGCUACCGCCGCCGCCGCCGCCGCCGCCGCCGCCGCCGCCGCCGCCGCCGCCAGAGGACUGGAGGAGUAGGGAGUUUAGCGCAGCCGCCCGAGUGCGAGGACAACGACCAUCCGGCCCGAGCCGAGCAGGGCGGGAGCCCGGAGCUUCCCGGUCGGCGCGCGGCCCGAGAGGGCGCCCGCCGUCGGCUCCUUCCCCUCGGCCUCCGCGCGCCGGAGGAGCGACGACGGGAUGCUGGGGCCGUGACUGCCGCCUCGCGCCCCUGUCACCCGGAGUGGGGACCGAGUGCUCGCCCGCCUCCCGAAGAGACGACCCUGGACGCUCCACCCCACCGGCGACACCAUGAGCUCGGGCCAGCAGCCCCCGCGGAGGGUCACCAACGUGGGCUCCCUGCUGCUCACCCCGCAAGAGAACGAGUCUCUCUUCUCCUUCCUCGGCAAGAAAUGUGUGACUAUGUCUUCAGCAGUGGUGCAGUUAUAUGCAGCAGAUCGGAACUGUAUGUGGUCAAAGAAGUGCAGUGGUGUUGCUUGUCUCGUUAAGGACAAUCCUCAGAGAUCUUAUUUUUUAAGAAUAUUUGACAUUAAGGAUGGGAAAUUACUGUGGGAACAAGAGCUAUACAAUAACUUUGUAUAUAAUAGUCCUAGAGGAUAUUUUCAUACCUUUGCUGGAGAUACUUGUCAAGUAGCUCUUAAUUUUGCCAAUGAAGAAGAAGCAAAAAAGUUCCGAAAAGCAGUUACAGACCUAUUGGGCCGGCGACAAAGGAAAUCUGAAAAAAGACGAGAUGCUCCAAAUGGUCCCAAUCUACCCAUGGCUACAGUUGACAUAAAAAAUCCAGAAAUCACAACAAAUAGGUUUUAUGGUUCGCAAGUCAACAACAUCUCCCACACCAAAGAAAAGAAGAAAGGAAAAGCUAAAAAGAAGAGAUUAACCAAGGCAGAUAUUGGAACACCAAGUAAUUUCCAGCACAUUGGACAUGUUGGAUGGGAUCCAAAUACAGGUUUUGAUCUAAAUAAUUUGGAUCCAGAAUUAAAGAAUCUUUUUGAUAUGUGUGGGAUCUCUGAGGCCCAGCUUAAAGACAGAGAAACAUCAAAAGUUAUUUAUGACUUUAUUGAAAAAACAGGAGGUGUAGAAGCUGUUAAAAACGAACUCCGAAGACAAGCACCACCACCACCUCCACCCUCGAGAGGAGGACCUCCCCCUCCUCCUCCCCCUCCUCAUAGCUCAGGUCCUCCUCCCCCUCCUGCCCGUGGAAGGGGGGCUCCUCCUCCCCCACCUUCAAGAGCUCCUACUGCUGCACCUCCACCUCCACCUCCUUCUAGGCCUGGUGUUGCCGUUCCUCCACCCCCUCCAAACAGGAUGUACCCUCCUCCACCACCAGCGCUGCCCUCUUCAGCACCUUCAGGCCCACCACCACCUCCACCUCUGUCUAUGGCAGGGUCCACAGCACCACCACCUCCUCCACCACCUCCGCCUCCACCAGGGCCACCACCUCCCCCUGGCCUGCCUUCUGAUGGUGACCAUCAAGUACCAGCUCCUUCAGGAAACAAAGCAGCUCUUUUGGAUCAAAUUAGAGAGGGUGCUCAGCUGAAAAAAGUGGAACAGAAUAGUCGGCCCGUGUCCUGCUCAGGAAGGGAUGCGCUUUUAGACCAGAUACGACAGGGCAUUCAAUUGAAAUCUGUGUCUGAUGGCCAAGAGUCCACACCACCAACACCCGCACCCACUUCAGGAAUUGUGGGUGCGCUGAUGGAAGUGAUGCAGAAAAGGAGCAAAGCCAUUCAUUCCUCUGAUGAAGAUGAAGACGAUGAUGAUGAAGAAGAUUUUGAGGAUGAUGAUGAGUGGGAAGACUGAUCUAUAUAUUAUAUAUAUAUUUUUAAGGUGAAAUACUAAACACUACUUCCUGUCUAUUGAUCUGUAAAAUUAUCAUGUAAAUGUUCUACCAAUUUGCUGUAUAUUUUUGUUGCCUUUUUUGCUUUUUUUUUUUAAAUUAAUCUGUGCAAUACCUCAUUUAAUCUGUAAAGGUUUGUUAUAAUCCUAUAAAGCUACUCCUUGUUGCUGUGUGCAAGUUUACAACAGGAUGCUCACGUGAUUUGUGAAUAUUUUCAUUCCAUCAACAAGGGAGUUUAAUUAUGUGUGAGACUGACACAAACCUUAAUGUAAUUUAGUUAGAAUGCCAGAAGGAGAACACUAUUUUCAUACCCUACUUUUUCUGUACCUAAAUUUUCUUAAUAAAAUUUAGUAUAGCACUACAUUCUUUUUCAAGUGUUGUAAACUUUAUUUUCUUUAGCCCCUUCAUUUGAAUAUGAUGCCACAUAUGAAUGUUGAAGCUGAUACAUUGCACAAUUCUCUAGACACCACUACACUAAUGCAGUUUUUCAAAUUCUAGUAUUACGUGUUGCUUAAAUCACUACAGAGACGCUACUGAGAGAGAUAGUAGCACACCCCUCUUGCAGUACUGCCUGCCGUUGGUAAGCAGUGGCAUCGAGCCCUCACAUGCCUGUCCCUGACCAAGGUGACUUAUGCUGUGGCAAAUGUGACAGGCUCUAUUUUAGCAAAGAGUUAAAACGCUUGUUAUCACACCCCGAAAUAGUUUGAGAUAGCAUUUUUGGAGGUAGCUUCGUGCAUCAUAAACAACUGUCAUGCCCGUGUCUGACUCGAGUAGUAUCAGAACAGGGCUAAAAUGGAAUCUUGGUGUUUUGUACUCUUUGUGCAUUGCUGUAUUCAGAAGUACCAACUGUAAGAGUCAGAGGUUUUGGCAAAAGGAUGCACGAAUGCUAACCCUUGCAUCUACUGUUUUUACUUUGAUGGCUUCUCCAGGUUUUUGUCAAGUACCACAUGUAGAGUUGCAUUUUUCUUAAAAGAUUGAUCAUCCCAAUUGCAAAUCUCUUAGAGUACAUACUGAUUUGAUAUUUUUUUUAAAUAAAUUAAACUUCACAGCCUGCACAGUUGUUACACAUACUACAUGGUAUGUUAAAAUUAGGGUUUCCUUGCCUCUUUACAGUACACUAAUCCACCUAAAGGUGGCUGUUUCAUAUUUACAGUGAUAAUUAUCUUACCUACCUACUUUAAGUACAUUUUAGGUAGACGAUUAUCUGAUUUAAGUGCAGACAUAUUUUUCUCACAUUGAGUUGUAUGCAGAAUGUAGCUUCAAAUGUAUUCAUUAUAGUCACAAUAUCCAACUAAAAAUUAUGCUAUCUAGAAGUAUACUGACCAAAAUCUAGUAUUGACAUGAUCUUGACAGGCUGGACCUGUGAGAUAUGGUUUGAAUUUUAACCAGUUUAUCACAUAACCUCUAGAGACCAUGCAUCUAGUUAUUGUCAGGAAUAAUUUAAAAGGUUUAGUCGCCAAAAACAGUUAAGUGGUGCAGUAAGAUAGUUAAGUUAUUCAAAGAGUGUUACCCUCCUUGCAAGAGUAAAGCACAUUGGAAAGAUUCUCAAUUUUGUGUUUUCUGUAAAAACAGUACUCUCUGCUGCUAGGAACUUUUUUCUGCUUACUGUCAUUUUCAUGUGGCUUGAGCUCUGUGAGACUGGUGCGGAUGAGGCUGGACAACUACUACCCAUACAAUUAGGUCAAAAUUACUUUAAAUAAAUAGCAUCAGACUUUCAUAUUUUUCUUUUUGACGUGGAGAAAACAUUUUCAUGCCUAAAAGUGUCUUUGAGAUAAUGCCAAUUCUGAUGUCCCUUACCUUUUGGCCAAGAAAUUUGGGAUUUUUCCAGCUAAUUUGAUAUUUGACCAGAAGUUGUCUGAGGAGACUCUGAGUUCUUUGAGUUGCAUGUACAUGGGGUAUAUGAUUUGCCAAAGGUAAAAUUGAGUUUAUUCUUUUUCAUACAGAAAUGGAUUUUGCUUUUGUUUGCUUUUUAUUUUUGUAUAAGAUCUAAAUUCCAGGAGCUGUGGGGUUCAGUCCAGGCAUGAAGACUAAUCCACUCUGAGUAAGGUGUCAGUUGUACAGCUCCGUCCUCUUCCAUCUUGCACUGUUGGUGGCACUAUUUAUUCCUGUGCGUCAUCUGGAAGCCUCAUGGAUACAUCCAGCUAUGUGCUUGUCUGGUAGCCUUUGCGUUUAACAAACUAGCAUGAGGCCUUUUAUAUCUAAAUGCUAUGUGAUAGACAAUUUCAGCUAGCCACAUAUUGUAUUAUGAAAUUCGUAAAGAUUUUCAAUCAUUCAAUUCCAUUUAUCAAUUGAAAUUUUGUUUAGUAUGUGAAUUUUUUUUUUGAAAUGUAUAGUAAAUAAGAUGUUGCACUGGUGGCAAUUCAUCAUGGAACAUAAUAAAAUUAAUUUGACCCAAAUAGUAUAAAA